AAGAUGAUGUGUAUUAUGGUGGGGUAUAGUAAAUAGUGGAGGAAAAAGUGAUGAGAGGUUUUUUUUUCUCCCCAUUGAUGUAGUGAAAAAAACAUUUGAUGAGAGAAAUUGUAUGGGAGGAGUGAGAAAGUGGGUAGAGAGAGAUUGAGAGGUUUUUUUUUUUCCUCACUGCUGAUAGUGGUCUAAACUGCGAAUUUUAUAAAACCAUAAAAAUCCGAUAAGGCCUUUCGACCUUCAAAUUUUAUUAAUUCGAUUCUUCAUUCCAACAGAAAAGUUUGUAGGGGCUGGAAUUGUCAGAAUCAAGAAAUUUUCAAUUAUUACUCAAACUUUAAUCUUGGUAAGAUAUGAGUUUGCCGGAUGUGCCAUGUUAUUUGCCGGAUCCAUAUAAGCUCUUGUAUGAUGUGGAUCAGGUUGAUGUAUGAUAUGGAUCAGAACUUUGCUUCUUUAAGAUUUCUCCUGUAGGUUUUCUGGGAACUUCAUACUCGAUUAAGAAUUGGGAAUUUUUGCUGUGCUCGCAAGGUGGACAUGGGAUCCGAAGGACCUAAGAAUAUCACAUUUCAUGUUACUGGUUUCAAGAAAUUUCAAGGAGUGACAGAGAAUCCGACGGAAACCAUUGUCAGUAAUUUGAAUGAGUAUGUCUCGAAAAAUGGCCUUCCGACAGGGGUGCAACUUGCAAGUUGCACGAUACUUGAGACAGCUGGCGAGGGGGCGAGACCAGCACUUUAUGAAUUGUUUGAGAAAGGUGCCUCAAAUCCGGACAAUGAAUCAGUUGUGUGGGUUCAUUUGGGAGUGAAUAGUGGUGCCCAAAAGUUUGCACUUGAAUGUCAAGCAUUCAAUGAAGCAACAUUUCGCUGUCCUGAUGAGCUCGGGUGGCAACCACAGCAAGUACCGAUAGUCCCUGAAGAUGGAGAAAUAUCUAAUACGAGACAGACUACAUGCUCAGCGGAUUCUAUUCUUAGUUUCCUAAAGAAGAAAGGCUUCAACGUAAUGAACUCAGAUGAUGCUGGUUGUUUUGUAUGUAAUUACGUGUACUAUCACUCUCUCCGGUUUGCAGAAGCUAGAGGCCACAAAUCUCUUUUUGUGCAUGUUCCCCUUUUCUCUAAGAUCGAUAAAGAAACACAGAUGCGUUUCAUUACCUCCCUCCUCGGGGCUAUUGCCGCUACUUGCUGAUACUCAUUGAUAAAAAGCUCCUAGAAAAGAGAUUUUUUUUUAGUUAGGCUUGGAUUAAUGUUGUAUACUAGUGUGCCCAUGUUCAUGUUGAUUCAGCAAAAGAACUGUAAUACUAUGUGAUAAUUAUUCUGUGCCUCGCUUGCUGCUUGUUAGCAAUGGAACUGAAGUUCCUCUUUACAUUGAUCAAAGGAUCUUGCAUCAAAAUCAGUUGAAUUACUUGAUGGGCAAAA
Messenger RNA from Chenopodium quinoa (quinoa), 1400 nucleotides. Its product is annotated as pyrrolidone-carboxylate peptidase 1-like. The transcript has 6 exons. Gene Ontology annotation, molecular function: pyroglutamyl-peptidase activity. Lineage: Eukaryota; Viridiplantae; Streptophyta; Magnoliopsida; Caryophyllales; Amaranthaceae. Bases 526 to 1170 code for a protein of 214 amino acids. Gene Ontology annotation, cellular component: cytosol. The record is from RefSeq and is a predicted model, not a curated record. Gene Ontology annotation, biological process: proteolysis.